AUGGCCUUCACUGGUUAUGUCUUUGAAAAUAAGGAGAGUAUUAUGCCAUAUCUCGAAGAUGCAGAGACUGGGACUACUGUUCAGUGGGCCAAAGCGCAAGCUCUUAGAUUACAUGCGUUUGUUAUGGUUGGAUAUCCUCAGAUUAUUAAGGGUAAUCCAGACAAAUAUUAUAAUAGUGUAUGCUUCAUUGGUCGAAACAGUGAUCUUAUUGAAACUUAUCAAAAGACUCAUUUAUAUACGACUGAUGAAAAUUGGGCUGAUGAAGGCCCUGGUUUCAAAUCUAUAUAUGUGCCUGGUUUGGGAAAGGUCGGUUUCGGUAUUUGCAUGGAUCUUAAUCCUUAUAGAUUUGAGGCUGACUUUAUGGCCUUUGAAUUCGCGCGUUUUCAUCUUCAGCAACAAACUGAUAUUAUACUAUGUUCAAUGGCAUGGUUGUCGAGUGUGAGUAAUAAUCAAAUAAAUUAUUGGUGUCGCCGAUUACUACCAUUAUAUUACGACGUGUAUGGAAAUGACGAAGAAUCUCAAACAGAUAGGCAAAAUUUAGGUGCAAAUGGAAAUCGUAAAGUUUUAUUUGUUGUAGCUAAUCGGACUGGAACAGAGAAAGGUACAAAUUUCUGUGGUACUAGCUGCGUUAUUUAUAUUUCAUCACAAAAACAAAUUAGUCCAUUAAAUAUAUUAAAUGAUCAUGAAGAAACCGUUAUGGUUGUUGACACUUCACACACUUUACAAAAUUUAUGA
Molecule: messenger RNA, 735 nt
Organism: Scutellospora calospora
Lineage: Eukaryota; Fungi; Glomeromycota; Glomeromycetes; Diversisporales; Gigasporaceae
Source: the annotation of a GenBank genome assembly